AUGCUUCCAACAGCAGCCAGAUGGUCUCUGCGGCUCCCACGUGAACAGUUUCGCGCAUUCGCAACCCGUGGCACACCUCCACCACCCGGGCCCCGCGGUCGGCUUCCCCGACGCACACCGCCACAACGAAACGAGGAGCGAGCUGCGAGGUCUUCGGGGCAGUCUGCCACCCAGAGUAACCAGCCGUCGCAGGAUGCAUCCAGUGCCUCUGCGAACGGACCUUCGAGGGUCGAGGCAGUGUCUAACGCGCUCGCAACGACGCCCGACUCGCAAAAUCCGCUCGUCACGCCCGUCCACUUGCUCGAAGACCCCCACGCCGUCCUCAAACAGUCACAUCCCGCGAUGCGCAUCCUCGACAACUCGGCCAUCGUUAUUCAGCGCCAGCUCGAGAUGAUGAACGUGCUGAUGGGCUUCGAGCAGGCGAAUCGCUACGUUAUCAUGGACCCCCACGGGAACCACAUUGGCUAUCUUGCCGAGCGCGACCACGGCAUUGGCAGUGCGAUGGCGCGACAGAUGUUCAAGACGCACCGCAGCUUCACAACACACGUUUUCGACCGCGACGAAAAGGAGGUGCUGCGCUUCCACAGGCCAUUCAGCUGGAUCAACUCGCAGAUAAGCGUUUACGAUGCUGUCGGCGAUGGCGGUGCAUGCACAAGCUCGACGCAGCUGCAAGGCACGAGUACGGCCAGCAUUGUGAAACAGACGAGCGCGAAUGUGUCCAACUUGGAUCUUAGCGAUAUGCGCAUCAUUGGCGCGACGGAACAAGAUUGGGCGCCGCUGCGGAGGAAGUAUAACAUGUUUCUCGCCCGUGACCUCGCAGCAGCCUCGUCCAAUACGCCUCAGAUCGCGCCCGGGAGCCUCCCGUUAUCAGACAGCAAAGAAACGACGGUAGCAGAGGGCGAUAACAGAAAAGUCGGCAUGCUGCAAUUCGCACGCGUCGAUGAACGCUUCCUGUCCUGGGACUUCAGCUUGAUGUCUCAGGAUGACCGGCUGCUCGGGUCUGUGAACCGCAACUUUGGUGGCUUUGCGCGUGAGAUCUUCACGGAUACCGGUGUUUACGCACUGCGCAUGGACGCCGCGGCGCUCUCACAAGAACCAAGUCACAUGGUGAGCCAGACAGGACAGGGAGAUCCUGGGCCAGGUAUGACGCUCGAUCAGCGCGCCGUCAUGCUUGCAACAGCCGUCAGCAUCGACUUCGACUACUUCAGUCGGCACAGCGGCUCGGGCGGUAUGAUGUGGCCCAUAUGGAUGCCCUGGUUCGGCGGCGCUGGAGAAGCCGGUGGUGCUGUUGCGGGCAGAGCCGCAGCUGGUGAGGCCGGCGCCGCAGGAGUGGCUGGUGUAGGCACUACAAUGGGAGCAGCAGGCGAGUCCGGCGUCUUGGGUGAAGCUGCAGCCGGUGUUCGCGGUUUAGGUGCUGCUGAAGGCGCCGCGACUGGCGCUGCAACCAUGGCUGGAUACGAAGCCCUGCAAAGGGGACGAGGGGAUCAACAGGCUGACGAUAUGGCACCUCAAGCAAAUGACCCGUAUCAGCCCCCGGAGGAUCAGCAGCAGGGUGGGCCUGGUGAGGAUGAUGUCUGGGGACAGAACGGUGAUCCUUGGGCGGAUCAACGCGGCCAGAACCAAGAGCAAGACGUCUGGGGAGGAGAUCAGGGCGGUGAUGGCGGAGGCGGCGAAGGCGGCGACUCAGACUGGGGCGACUGGUUCUGA
Molecule: messenger RNA, 1707 nt
Organism: Didymella exigua CBS 183.55
Lineage: Eukaryota; Fungi; Ascomycota; Dothideomycetes; Pleosporales; Didymellaceae
Product: Scramblase-domain-containing protein
Exons: 1
Coding region: 1-1707 (568 amino acids)
Biological process (GO): plasma membrane phospholipid scrambling
Cellular component (GO): plasma membrane
Molecular function (GO): phospholipid scramblase activity
Source: RefSeq, a predicted model, not a curated record